Molecule: messenger RNA, 2758 nt
Organism: Rattus norvegicus (Norway rat)
Lineage: Eukaryota; Metazoa; Chordata; Mammalia; Rodentia; Muridae
Gene: Ncf1
Product: neutrophil cytosolic factor 1
Biological process (GO): reactive oxygen species biosynthetic process; protein targeting to membrane; respiratory burst
Cellular component (GO): plasma membrane; cytoplasmic side of plasma membrane; membrane
Molecular function (GO): SH3 domain binding; phosphatidylinositol binding; superoxide-generating NAD(P)H oxidase activity
Source: RefSeq, marked provisional
GCCACUGCCCAGCCAUGGGGGACACCUUCAUUCGCCACAUCGCCCUCCUGGGCUUCGAGAAACGCUUCGUCCCCAGCCAACACUAUGUGUACAUGUUCCUGGUUAAGUGGCAGGACCUGUCGGAGAAGGUGGUCUACAGAAAAUUCACCGAGAUCUACGAGUUCCAUAAAAUGUUAAAGGAGAUGUUCCCCAUUGAGGCCGGUGAGAUCCACACAGAAAACAGAGUCAUCCCUCACCUCCCAGCUCCCAGGUGGUAUGAUGGGCAGCGUGCAGCGGAGAGCCGCCAGGGAACGCUCACCGAGUACUUCAACAGCCUCAUGGGACUGCCCAUGAAGAUCUCCCGCUGCCCACACCUCUUGAACUUCUUCAAAGUGCGGCCCGAUGACCUGAAGCUGCCCAAUGACAGCCAGGUGAAGAAGCCAGAGACAUACCUGACGGCCAAAGAUGGCAAGAAUAAUGUAGCUGACAUCACGGGUCCCAUCAUCCUUCAGACCUAUCGGGCCAUCGCUGACUACGAGAAGGGUUCCAAAACAGAGAUGACCGUGGCGACGGGAGAUGUGGUGGAUGUCGUAGAGAAAAGCGAGAGUGGCUGGUGGUUUUGCCAGAUGAAGACAAAACGAGGUUGGGUCCCUGCAUCCUAUUUGGAGCCCCUUGACAGCCCUGAUGAGGCAGAGGACCCCGAUCCCAACUACGCAGGUGAACCGUAUGUAACCAUCAAAGCGUACGCUGCUGUUGAAGAGGAUGAGGUGUCCCUGUCUGAGGGUGAAGCCAUCGAGGUCAUUCAUAAGCUCCUAGAUGGCUGGUGGGUGGUCAGGAAAGGGGACAUCACCGGCUACUUCCCAUCCAUGUAUCUGCAGAAGGCUGGGGAGGAGAUAACCCAGGCCCAGCGACAGAUUAGAAGCCGCGGGGCACCACCUCGCAGGUCGACCAUCCGCAAUGCACAGAGCAUCCACCAGCGUUCUCGGAAGCGCCUCAGCCAGGACACCUAUCGCCGCAACAGCGUCCGAUUCCUGCAGCAGCGCAGACGCCCGGCGCGACCUGGGCCGCAGAGCCCUGACUCAAAGGACAAUCCAUCGACUCCGCGCGCCAAACCACAGCCUGCGGUGCCUCCGAGACCCAGCUCGGACCUCAUCCUGCACCGCUGCACAGAGAGCACCAAGAGGAAACUGACGUCCGCCGUGUGAGGGGCGGCUGCACUGAAAGGCGGUCCUAUCCCUACCCUUGUAUAUAUUUGUAUAUAGCCUCAGGUCAGAGGCUCCUACCCUGCUUUAAUGUUUGGAAUGGACUCAGACUCUGCAGCAAAGGACAGGACUGGGUUUCUCUCCACGGGUAUUGCUAGGAUGAGAGGAGGCAGUCAGCGUUGCUGGGGGGUUUGCAGGAACAAAAAAGGUCUGAUUACCCGCUGCCUUAGUCUUGACCAAGGUCAAGUUUGCAGAAGGCCAAGUGUCUUAGGAACGCCCUAAGGAAACUGUUUCUCAACCUGUUGGCCAUGACCCCUUUGGGGAGGGUGUCGAAAGACUCUUUCUCAGAAGUUGCCUUAGAUCAUUGGAAAACACAGAUAUUAUUUUUUUUUUUUUCGGAGCUGGGGACCGAACCCAGGGCCUUGCGCUCGCUAGGCAAGCACUCUACCGCUGAGCUAAAUCCCCAACCCCCCCCCCCCACAGAUAUUAUUUUUAUAGAUAUUUAUAUUACGAUUUAUACAAGUAGCAAAAUGACAGCUAUGAAGUAGCAAUGAAAAUAAUUGUAUGAUUGGGGGUCCCCACAACAUUGGAAACUAACUGUAUUAAGGGGUACAGCACUAGGAAGGUUGAGAAGCACUGUCCUAGGGGCUCAGAAUGUUGCCUGGUUGGUAGAGUGCUUGACUAGCAUGCACCAGGGCCUGGCUUCCAUUCCCAGCAUCCCAUAAUUGGGCUUGUCCGUGUUCCAACAUCUGGGCGGAAUUUCACAGCCAAAGGUCAAGAGGACUGCUGUUACGUUCAAGGUCGGCCUGGGCCACGUAGGGAAUUCGAGAUCAGAUCUAGUUACAGUGUGGGAUCCUGUCUCAAACCACCCCAUCCCACAACAUAACCUUGGCAUGGGGUCUCGGGGUUGUGGCGGAAAGCAGUCAUUAGUGGAUAAUGCUUGGUAUUCUCCUUGUUUUCAUGUCUCUAAGACCUUGCCGGUAUUUCCAUUCCCAAAUGCAAAGAAACCGUGCUGACUGGAUCUAUGUCACCGUGACACAAGCUGGUGUCAUCUAAGGGAGGGCACCUCAGCUGAGGAAACGCCUCCAUGGGGCUGGAAAGAUAGCUCAGUGGUUAAGAGCACUGGCUGCUUUUCCAGAGGACUGGGGUUCAAUUUCCAGCAUUCACAGGGUAGGUCACAUCGGCCUGUAACUCCAGUUUUAGGGAGUCUGACACCCUCUCACAGACAUAUAUGCAAACAAAAUACCAAUGCAUAUAAAAUAAAAAUGCACAUUGAAAAAAAUUUAAAGGAGGGAAAAUGCGACCAUAAGAUCCAGCUGUAAAGCAUUUUCUUGGUGAUUGAUGGGGGAGGGCCCAAUCCAUGGUGGGUGGUGCCAUCCUGGGCUGGUGGUCCUGGGUUCUAUAAGAGAGCAAGCUGAGCAAGCCAGUAAGUAACAUCCCUCCAUGGCCUCUGCGUCAGCCCCUGCCUCCUGGUUUCUGCCCUGCUUGAAGUCCCUGUCCUGCCUGAGUUCCUGUGCUGACUUUUUUCAGCGAUGAACAGUGUGGAAGUGUAAUCGGAAUAAACCCUUUCCUCCCCA